Molecule: messenger RNA, 2109 nt
Organism: Diachasmimorpha longicaudata
Lineage: Eukaryota; Metazoa; Arthropoda; Insecta; Hymenoptera; Braconidae
Exons: 3
Coding region: 1-2109 (702 amino acids)
Biological process (GO): DNA integration
Molecular function (GO): nucleic acid binding
Source: RefSeq, a predicted model, not a curated record
AUGUAUUGGGUUUUUGGCGUUACGGAUUUGUCGGAUUACGAGACCGAAGGUAAUGGUUUGGAGCUAUGGAAGCUCAAGGUCACCUGGGAUGAUCCUCUUCCAAAUGAGUGCAAAAACCGUUGGAGGACAUUCCGAGGAGACCUCAUCAACUUAGACAGAGUUACUGUACCCAGGUGGAUACAGUUAUCAUCAGACACUGCCAACAUCCAAAUGCAGGGAUUCGCAGAUGCAUCAACGGUAGCCAUGAGUGCAGUGGUCUACCUUAGAACGAGAUCAAGCAACGAGAAACCAUCAACAGUUCUAGUAUGUGCGAAAACCAAAGUCGCACCAAUCAAAAGGAUGACCAUACCCAGACUAGAGCUCACAGCAGCUCUGCUUUUAACCCAGCUAGUGGACUCAACAUACGAGAUGCUUCAACUAGACCGGAAUCAGAUGGAAACCUAUCUCUGGUCAGACUCAUCAGUCACACUAGACUGGAUCAGAAGCCCAGCCUCAAGAUGGAAGGAUUUCGUCCAUAACAGGGUCAUCAAAAUACAGGAAACGCUACCAAAGGCCAUAUGGAGACACGUCAGUGGCAAGGAAAACCCAGCUGAUUGUGCCUCAAGAGGAAUCUCACUAAACGAGUUAGCAGAUCAUCCACUCUGGUGGUCAGCACCAAGCUGGAUCAAUCAGGAUCCAGAAGACUGGCCUCAAUCAACCAUAGACGUAUCCAAAAUGGAUACUCCAGAGGUGGCCAAGGAAGCUAAACCAGUACCAGUUCAUCCAGCACGGAUGAAAAUCAGCAAAGUAGCAGAACUCCUCAACAGAUACACUUCAAUGGCCAAACUGUUAGCAGUAACAGCGACUAUCAACAGAGCGAUAGACAGAUUCAGCCGGCGCCCAACGGCCCCGAGACCUGUCCUGACAACUAGAGAACUAAACGAAGCAAGAGUAUUCUGGGUUAAGUUACCAAGAAGUCAUCAGCUAGCUAAGCUAACACCAACACUAGACGACCAAGUCAUCAUGAGACUAGGAGGUCGCCUCAAAAACGCUCAACUCAGUCCAGAGGAAAUACAUCCUAUAAUCCUACACAGACAGUCCAGGUUCACCACAUUGGUCAUUGCCGAAGCUCACCAGAGAACCCAACAUGGAGGUACUCAACUGACUCUAGCCUAUACGAGACAAAGAUAUUGGAUCGUAGGAGGCAGAGGCACUGUCAGAGCAUACAUCUUACGUUACGCCAUCUGCACCCGUCAUCGAGGAAGACAAGCUCAACAGCAGAUGGGUCAACUGCCAUCAACAAGGAUUUCACCAGCCAGGCCAUUUCUCCACACAGGAGUGGAUUAUGCAGGUCCAUUCCCUAUUCUGAACUGGAGGCCAACAAAUGCACAACCAGGAACAGUGCAUAUAGCAGUAUUUGUGUGCUUCACCACGUCAGCAGUUCACCUAGAGCUCGUCAACAGGCAGACAACAGAGGCUUUCAUCGGCGCCUACAAAAGGUUCACGGGAAGACGUGGCAUUCCAGCAGUCAUGUAUAGUGACAAUGCCACCACCUUCACAGGAGCAGCAGAGGUCCUAGAGCAACUUUAUCAUCAGGAGCCAAGAGCGAACCAACAAGUCCAGGCUGUCCUCGCAACCCAUGGAACUCAGUGGAAGUUCAUCCCACCAAGAGCACCACAUUUCGGUGGUAAAUGGGAGGCAGCCGUGAAAUCUGUGAAAUAUCACCUGAAGAGGAUACUAGGACCAUCAACACUCACAUACGAAGAGCUCAACAGCGUGAUCAUCCAGAUAGAAGCGUGCCUCAACUCCAGACCAGUCUAUCCAAUGUCAGAUGAUCCAGAAGAUCUCCAAGUGUUUACUCCAGGACACUUCCUGGUAGGAACGCCCCUUCAACUGGUGCCAGAACCGUCUCUUCUCCAGAAACCUAGCAGCAAGCUACAGAGAUGGAACCUCGUCACCCAAAUCACCCAACAAUUCUGGUCCAGGUGGUCUAAGGAGUGCUUGCAGCGAUACCAAGCAAUCUACAAAUGGAAGAACCAACAGGACAAUAUCAAGGUCGGCGACAUGGUCCUGAUGAUGGAUGAAUAUCCACCCGCAACGUGGCCAAUCGCCAGAGUCAUCGCAACGUGA